GACUCGCAAGGAAGCACAUGCCAGCCAUGAGAGAAGAUUGAAAUUUUAAUGUCUGGAAAUUUGUUUAGUUGAAAAGAUGAGCGCGAGUCAGCUGAUGAAAGUGUUCGUGACCAGACGCAUCCCACAGGAGGGAAUGAAACUCCUGCAAAAAGCAGCAAUGUGUGACCUGUUGUUGUGGGAUUCAGAUGAGCCUGUUCCUCGUGCAGAGCUGCUAAAGAAGGUAGAAGGAGCUCACGGUCUACUGUGUCUGCUCUCAGAUCGGAUUGACGCAGAGGUGCUUGAUGCAGCUGGACCCAACCUGAAGGUGAUCAGCACCCUGUCUGUAGGAUUCGACCAUCUCGCAAUAGAUGAGAUUAGGAAACGAGGAAUAAGGGUGGGCUACACUCCUGAUGUGUUAACAGAUGCUACAGCUGAGCUGACUGUCGCUUUGUUAUUGGCUACAGCUCGCCGGCUGCCUGAGGGCAUACAGGAGGUCAAAAGUGGCGGUUGGAGCUCCUGGAAGCCCCUAUGGCUUUGUGGAUAUGGUCUCUCUGGAAGUACAGUUGGGGUGAUCGGCUUAGGUCGUAUAGGUUUGGCCAUUGCCCAGAGGUUGAAGGCAUUCGGGAUUAAGCGACUGCUUUACUCAGGACGGCAUCCCAAACCAGAUGCUCAAGAGGUGGACGGAGAAUUUGUGCCCUUAGACACACUGCUAUGUGAGAGUGACUUUGUGGUGGUGUCAUGCUCUUUGACCGCUGACACACAAGGAUUGUGUGAUGAAGCAUUUUUCAAAAAGAUGAAAAAAACAGCGGUAUUUAUUAACACCAGCAGAGGAGCUGUGGUAAAUCAGGAGGACCUGGUUGAAGCCCUCAGUAGUGGUCAGAUUGCUGCAGCGGGACUUGAUGUUACGACACCAGAGCCCCUGCCCACUGACCAUCCACUCCUGCGCCUAAGCAAUUGUGUGGUUCUUCCCCACAUUGGCAGUGCCACCUACUCUACGCGUGGUGUUAUGGCUGAGCUGUCUGCUAGAAAUUUGCUUGCUGGUCUGACGGGAGAUGCAAUGCCCAGUGAACUGAAGCUCUAGUGCCUUCCAGUGGUGUUUGACAGGACAUUCAGUACUCCUGCAUCUCAAGAAUUGUGAUGAACUGUACUGUAGAUUAAACAUAGCUCUACUUGAUAACUGACUAAAUCAGAUAAACGAUUAAUAAAAUUGUCUAGCUGUUGUUGUAAUAUUGUAAAAAAUCUGAGAAUAUCAUGUUUUCAUUUGUAACCAAAUAACUUUUUAUUUAAUUUUCUAGUCAGUGAAUGAUUCUGAUUGCUCGUGACUUCUCUGUGCCCAUAUUAAUAGAGCUAGUUUAGCAGCAAAGUUCAUGCAGCAGUAGUAUUUUUGAGAUGACCAUCCUAACUGAUUUGACUGGAUGGUCAGGUAUAAUAAUAAAAAAAAACAUGUCUGUCUGAAAUUAGAAGCUGCUGAAACUGGGUGACUUUGUUCACAGUCAAGUAAGCUUUAUAUUGUCAUGGGCUUUGUAGACUGCAGUGCAAAAAUUGUCCCUAAUGUUUUGCUUUUUUAUGAGGCAGAUAGCCCUUUUAAUAUUGGCCUCAAGCAGUCAUCAGUUUUAGUCGAUUAUGAUGACACACAAGAAAUCACUUAAAUAUAUCGUAAACAUUGUACAUCACUAGAUUCAAUUUAUUUUUUGACCCAUUAUAUUAAAGAAAAUUAAUAAUAAACAUAUUAAUAAAUUAAUUAUAUUGUUAAAAUGCUUUUAAUAAUUUUACUUUAGUCUAUGAUUGAAUCAUUCACUGACAGAAACAGAAAGAUUGCAGAAAUCAUUUAACUUCCCAUUUUCAGAUACCCUGAAGCAUGACUCUUGUUACAGAGUACAUGCAUGUUGCUGAGUACUGUAAGACAUACAGAGUACACACACAUCUUUGUAAAGUGCAUUUAUGGCUAAUUAUACAUAAUUACCAUAAUAACAAGUGGCAUGUGUAUUAAAACGUGAACUGGUGCUAAAGAAUAAAAACUGACACGGAAACACCUCA
Messenger RNA from Trichomycterus rosablanca, 2016 nucleotides. RefSeq names its product glyoxylate reductase/hydroxypyruvate reductase a (gene grhpra). The transcript is spliced from 10 exons. Bases 77 to 1060 code for a protein of 327 amino acids. Gene Ontology annotation, cellular component: cytosol. Gene Ontology annotation, molecular function: NAD binding; glyoxylate reductase (NADPH) activity; hydroxypyruvate reductase [NAD(P)H] activity. NCBI's taxonomy places the organism in Eukaryota, Metazoa, Chordata, Actinopteri, Siluriformes, Trichomycteridae. The record is from RefSeq and is a predicted model, not a curated record.